Molecule: messenger RNA, 1894 nt
Organism: Thermothielavioides terrestris NRRL 8126
Lineage: Eukaryota; Fungi; Ascomycota; Sordariomycetes; Sordariales; Chaetomiaceae
Exons: 2
Coding region: 1-1638 (545 amino acids)
Biological process (GO): GPI anchor biosynthetic process
Cellular component (GO): glycosylphosphatidylinositol-N-acetylglucosaminyltransferase (GPI-GnT) complex; membrane
Source: RefSeq, a predicted model, not a curated record
AUGGCACCCCCUUCGGGUCUGCACCACUCGGCCGUUCCCUCCGAUUUCGAGACGCCGUAUCCGCCGCUGGUGCGGUCAUCCACCGUGCCCGCCAGCCUCAGGUCGCACCGCGCCGAUCCGUCGCACUUGGCGCCCGAGGACGCCUACGCGCCCCUCUCGCCGCAUCGCCAUCCGGGCGCCUACGUUCGCGGCGGAGAUGGCUCUGGCACAGAUGCCCGCCCACGCCGCGUCCGGCGCGACGACACCAGCCGGAGUCGCAGCAGGAGGCGCAAACGCUUCCAAAAGCUUCUGUGGGUGAAGCAGUCAUACCCCGACAACUACACCGACCAGGCUACCUUCCUCGAAAACCUGCAGCGGAACCCCCGGGUCCGCCCGUACGACUUUUGGCCCCUGGUGGCCGACUCGACAGUGAUCGUGCAGCAUGUCUGUUCCGUGAUCAUAUUCGUCGUGUGCUUUGUCGGCAUCUUUCAAGAGCGCGUCAGUCCCGUGUCCGUAGUCGGCUGGGGCAGCUUCGCUACUUUCCUCGGCUGGCUGUUAUGGGAUUGGUGGGUCAGCCACGAGACGCACGAAGGAUCCGGGGAUGAUGGUGCGAGGGGUCGCAUCAUGCGUGGUGGUAGCCGCACAUAUAGAGAAUACCGCCCGCCUCUGCAGCAGGACUCGUCGGGGCUCGGCCAGUCGAUGCCGAACGUCAGUACCGUCAGCAUCUCGAGCACGUCCAACCUGCCGUCGGCAACGAGCUCGACAUCCAACCUCCUCCAGGACCAGCUCCCUCCCCAUCGGCCCCUCCAAGCGCCCAGCAGCGCCGCCGGCAGCAGCACCCUCCUCGUCCCGGGCCACGCGCCCUCCCGCUCCGUCAGCUCCGUCAACUCGAUCGCCUCGCAAGGGACGAACCCCAACAGCCCCACCACCACCACAACCACAACCCACCGGCUAGGCCCGGACGGCCCGGACCAGCCGCCCACGCCGUCCCCCACAGCGCGCAACAGCCGGGCCUACGUCCGCGUCAGCACCAUCAAGUCGGCCAUCCUCAUCUACUUCACGCUGCUCGGCCUGUCGCCCAUCCUCAAAUCCCUCACCCGGUCGACCUCGUCCGACAGCAUCUGGGCCAUGUCCUUCUGGCUGCUGGUCAUCAACAUCUUCUUCUUCGACUACUCGGGCAGCAGCUGGGUUGGCAGCGGCAGCGGCGGCGGCGGCGGCACCCGCGGCAAGCGCAUGCCGGUGGCGUCGCUGUCGACCAACGCGGCGCUGAUGGCGUCGACCGUGCUGGCCAGCCGGCUGCCCAGCACGGGCCAGGUCUUCAGCCUGACGCUGUUCAGCAUCGAGGUGUUCGGCCUGUUCCCCGUGUUCCGGCAGUACGCGCGGCACCGCAGCCGGCGCUACCACGUCUCGCUCACCGUGCUGCUCGUGCUCGGCGCCGGCGCCGGCGUCGGCAUGGUCCUGGGCGACGACGACGCCGGCGGCUGGCCGUGGAAGAGGGGCCUGCUGGGCAUGCUGGUCGGCUGUCUGAUCGCCGUGCUGGCCAUGGGCGGCUGCGCCUGGUGGCUGAUUGGGCUGCAGAAGUACAAGAAUGAGAUCUAUGGGCCUUGGGAUCCGGCCAGGCCGAUUAUUAUUAGUCGGAGACACUGGGAUGAUGAUUAGGGAAGGGUAGUUGUUGUCAUUGUUGUGGUGUUGAAUCAAUUGCUGUUCACAAUGUGUUGAUGGCACUUGUAUCCGUCAUGAUUGGGCUUACGAGUCCAAAGCGGUUCAGGCUCACUUGCUUGGUCAUCCUUCGUCCACUCAACUUCCUGACCGCAACUGUAGUAUAUAAGGUAACUCAGACCUGCGGGUAGCAGCUACUGCGGCGCGUCCCACGGCUCUCAGACCGAGGGAGCAAUUGCCCGCAGAGUCGUGCCAC